Dovyalis caffra is the source of this 2502-nucleotide messenger RNA. The record is from the annotation of a GenBank genome assembly. NCBI's taxonomy places the organism in Eukaryota, Viridiplantae, Streptophyta, Magnoliopsida, Malpighiales, Salicaceae.
AUGGAGGAUGAGAAAAUUGCUGAAGUUGUGUCUCCUUUACAAUCACCCCAAGAUAAUGGUCCUCGUCACGGUGAAGCUCCAUCAAGCCCUGCUACAAAUGGAAAUGUAGAACUUGAUCAAGUUCCCACAACAGGCAAUAUAGUUUCAUCUUCAUCAGUUGAAAAAAUAGAGUCAAACCACCAAGUUGUAUUGAAGGACGAUUCCAAAUCUGAAGCAAGGCAAAAUGCAUUGAAUGAACAGGAGGAAUCUCUAGAGAAAACCACAGGCAUCGAACUUUCCUCGAAUGGUCUACAACAUCAAGAGAAGACCGAAGCCUUACAAAAUUCCUCCGAUGGACAGCAAUCUCAAGGAAAAUUGGAACCCAUACCUAAUGAAAGAGCACAACCCGAUGAACCUCCUUUGCCCCACGUGAAGGUUAGAGUGCAGCAAGAUAAGCUAGCUUCUCCGCAUGCAAGGGUUGCGAGUCCUGCUUUCAGGACACCAAAAUCUGUUGACUCUCCUCGACUUGUUAAGCAGGGUGAUACAAGCAGAGGUCUAAUUGAUACGGCAGCACCUUUUGAAUCUGUUAAAGAAGCUGUUUCCAAGUUUGGAGGAAUUGUUGAUUGGAAAGCUCAUAGAAUCCAGACUGUAGAGAGACGCAAGCUUGUAGACCAAGAACUAGAGACAGUACAGGUGGAGAUGCCUGAGUACAAGAACCGGUCAGAGGCUGCUGAAGAGGAAAAAACACAAGUUCUUAAGGAGUUGGACAGCACUAAGAGACUAAUUGAAGAGCUAAAGCUCAAUCUGGAGAGGGCACAGACAGAAGAGCAUCAGGCAAAACAAGAUUCUGAGCUUGCCAAGCUUAGGGUGGAAGAAAUGGAACAGGGCAUUGCUGAUGAAGCUAGUGUUGCAGCCAAGGCGCAACUUGAGGUUGCUAAAGCCAGGCAUUCAGCUGCAAUAUCAGAACUAAAGGCUGUUAAUGACGAGUUGGAAGCACUGCAUAAGGAAUAUGCUUCUUUGGUCAGUGAGAAAGAUGAAGCUGUGAAAAAGGCUGAAGAGGCUGUUUCUGCAUCCAAGGAAGUUGAAAAGACUGUAGAGGAACUCACUAUUGAGUUGAUUGCUACAAAGGAAUCCUUAGAGUCUGCGCAUGCUGCUCAUCUGGAGGCAGAGGAGCAGAGGAUAGGAGCAACCAUGGCCAAGGAGCAAGAUUCUCUUCACUGGGAGAAGGAAUUAAAGCAAGCAGAAGAGGAGCUCCAGAAACUUAGCCAACAAAUUCUUUCAGCAAAGGAUCUCAAAUCAAAACUAGACACUGCUUCAGCUUUGCUAGUUGAUUUGAAAGCUGAAUUAGCAGCUUAUAUGGAAUCUAAAAUAAAGGAGGAAACUGAAGGAGAACCAAAAGCUGAGCAAGGGGAACCAGAGAAAAAAACUCAUACCGACAUACAAGCAGCAGUUGCUUCAGCAAAGAAGGAACUGGAAGAAGUAAAACACAACAUUGAGAAAGCAACUGCCGAAGGAAAUUGCUUGAAGGUGGCUGCUAUAUCAUUACAAACUGAGCUAGAAAAAGAAAAAUCAUCUCUUGCCACAAUUAAGCAGAGAGAAGGAAUGGCCUCAGUAACAGUUGCUUCUCUUCAGGCUGAGCUGGACAAGACUAGGUCAGAAAUAGCCCUGGUUCAGAUGAAAGAGAAAGAAGCCAGAGAAAAGAUGGUUGAGAUUCCCAAGCAACUUCAGCAAGCAGCAGAAGCAGCAGAUGAGGCCAAGUCACUUGCCCAAAUGGCUCACGAAGAGCUCCGCAAGGCGAAGGAAGAAGCAGAACAAGCAAAGGCUGGUGCAAGUACGAUGGAGAGUAGAUUACUUGCUGCUCAAAAGGAGAUAGAAGCUGCCAGAGCCUCUGAAAAAUUGGCUUCAGCAGCAAUUAAAGCUUUGCAAGAGAGUGAAUCAGCUCAUAACACCAGUGAUGUGGAUACGCCGACCAGUGUAACACUUUCUUUAGAAGAGUACUAUGAGCUCAGCAAGCGUGCCCAUGAAGCAGAGGAGCAGGCCAACCUGAGGGUAGCAACUGCUAUUUCUCAGAUUGAGGUAGCCAAGGAAUCCGAGUCAAAAACUGCAGAGAAGUUGGAACAAGUGAAUCAAGAGAUGACUGCAAGAAAGGAAGCUCUGAAAAUUGCAAUGGAUAAGGCUGAGCAGGCCAAGGAAGGGAAGUUGGGUGUAGAACAAGAGUUGAGAAAAUGGAGGGCUGAACACGAGCAACGGAGAAGGGCUAGUGAAUCUGGUCAGGGAGUCGCAAACCCCAAUAAAAGCCCAAAGGCAAGCUUCGAGGGCAGGAAAGAAUCAAAGAACUUCGACCGUGCACCGGAUGCUGCUGUGGAUUAUGCUUCGAGUCCAAAAUCGUAUAUACCUGGAAGUAACACUGAAACUGAUUCCUCUCCGGAAAUAAAGGUCCCAAGGAAGAAGAAGAAAUCAUUGUUCCCGCGAUUUUUAUUGUUUUUAGCAAAGAAGAAGUCAAAUGCAUCCAAGACAGGGUAA